Molecule: messenger RNA, 2127 nt
Organism: Perognathus longimembris pacificus (Pacific pocket mouse)
Lineage: Eukaryota; Metazoa; Chordata; Mammalia; Rodentia; Heteromyidae
Gene: Lfng
Product: LFNG O-fucosylpeptide 3-beta-N-acetylglucosaminyltransferase
Exons: 8
Coding region: 1-1140 (379 amino acids)
Biological process (GO): pattern specification process; regulation of Notch signaling pathway
Cellular component (GO): Golgi membrane
Molecular function (GO): O-fucosylpeptide 3-beta-N-acetylglucosaminyltransferase activity
Source: RefSeq, a predicted model, not a curated record
AUGCUCAAGCGCUGCGGCCGGCGUCUGCUGCUGGCGCUGGUGGGCGCGCUGCUCGCCUGCCUCCUGGUGCUCACCGCCGACCCGCCGCCGCCCCCGGUGCCCGCCGAGCGUGGCCGGCGCGCGCUGCGCAGUCUGGCCGGCCCCCCGGGAGCGGCCCCAGUGCCGGGUCUGGGGGAAGCGGGGGCGACGCCCGGAGCCCUGGCACGCGAGGUGCACAGCCUGUCCGAGUACUUCAGCCUGCUGACCCGUGCGCGCAGGGACGUGGGUCCACAGCCCGGGCGUGCGCCCCGGCCCGCCGACGAACUCCCGCGGCCCCCGGCCGAGCCGCUGACGCCCCGGGACGUCUUCAUCGCCGUCAAGACCACCCGAAAGUUUCACCGUGCGCGCCUCGAUCUGCUGCUGGAGACCUGGAUCUCGCGCCACAAGGAGAUGACCUUCAUUUUCACGGAUGGGGACGAUGAAGAGCUGGCCAGGCAUACGGGCAAUGUGGUCAACACCAACUGCUCAGCUGCGCACAGCCGCCAGGCACUGUCCUGCAAGAUGGCUGUGGAGUAUGACCGCUUCAUCCAGUCCGGGAGGAAGUGGUUCUGCCACGUGGAUGAUGACAACUACGUGAACCUGCGGGCGCUGUUGCGGCUGCUGGCGGGCUUCCCGCACACCCAGGACGUGUACAUCGGCAAGCCCAGCCUGGACCGGCCCAUCCAGGCCACCGAGCGCGUCAGCGAGAACAAGAUGCGUCCCGUUCACUUCUGGUUCGCCACCGGUGGGGCUGGCUUCUGCAUCAGCCGAGGUCUGGCUUUGAAGAUGAGCCCCUGGGCCAGUGGCGGCCACUUCCUGAGCACCGCGGAGCGGAUCAGGCUUCCAGACGACUGUACCAUUGGCUACAUCGUGGAGGCCCUGCUGGGCGUGCCCCUCAUCCGCAGCGGCCUCUUCCACUCCCACCUGGAGAACCUCCAGCAGGUGCCCACCUCGGAGCUCCACGAGCAGGUGACGCUAAGCUAUGGCAUGUUUGAAAACAAGCGGAACGCUGUCCACGUGAAAGGACCGUUCUCUGUGGAGGCUGACCCAUCCAGGUUCCGCUCCGUCCACUGCCACCUGUACCCGGACACACCCUGGUGUCCACGCAGCGCUGUCUUCUAGCAGCCGCGGCUGAGGCCCCAUCCCUGGGCACCCCUGGUAUCCAUAGGGCCCAGGGACCCAUGUUGUGCACCCUGGCCUUGGCAUUCAAGUCUCCCCGGGGCCGGGCCCAUGUGAGCCCACCCACAGCUGACUGCUGGGCAGUCCUGCUGGGUAAGGAGGGAGAGGUGGGAGUGCCCUUAUCUGCCUAUCCGCACUGGGCCGGCUCAGGGCGCCCCCCCCCCCCCCGGCUGGGCGUGGGCUCUCUCUCUUGGCACCCUGGGUGCAGCCAGGAGCCGAGCAUCCUGUGCGCCUGCCUGGUCCAGACCCCAGAGCUGUCAGUGACAGCUCUGCCCAGUUCCAGGCCCCAAGUCUCUGGGUGACCAGGUGGCUGGCCAGCAGUGCUCCCCUCCCAGCCUCCCUGUGUGUGUGGGAGGGGGUCUCCCCCACCCCAGGUCCUGCCUUUGUCUCCCCCACAGUGCUGGGGGAGUCAGAGCUGAGAAUCGUACCUCCUCUCCAAAGCAGAGGAGAGUCGCCCAUAGUGGGCGUGGCUGUAAAUAUUGUGACAGUAUUUUUUUACUGUGCUGUUUUAUUUUUUUUGAAAGGGGGAGGGCAGAAGGAUGGGGGUGGUGGGAUGUUUGUGUGUGUGUUUGUUUUCAGGGGUGGGAGGGGGGAGGGUCUAAUUUUCUCUUUUUUCUGUGGAUCAGAAAAAGCAGAAGCCCAAUUUGGGCAGAUCUUCAUUUGUAAAGGUGACCCAGGAAUGUCAGACACUGUAUUUAUGCCUUCCAGUAUCUGGAAUCCCCCCUCCUGAGCGCCCCCCCCCCCACCUUGCUCUCCUCCCAGACAGCCUAGGGGCCCAGCGUGGCUCACCUGGGCUCACCUGUUGUGUUGCAUGUUUUCUUUGCAAAGAUGUGGCCAGAAAAGCAACUGAAGGGGGAAAAGCUCUCAGGGAAUGGAAGCGUGGUUGCUAUGGUGACAUCUUCGCUGUGAAUAAAGGCGUUCUUUGCAGAA